AUGAGAACUUCAUGGGCAGAUUCUGUGGCUAACUCUGCUUCUGAGAAUGCAGCACCAGCUUUGUCUGGUCCACGUCCUACACGUGCCACUUACAUUCCGCCACACCUUCGUAACCUGCCGCCAUCUUCUGAUUCUUUGGCUCCACCACCUGCUGCUCCGUCACUAGGGAAUGAUCGUGUAGGUUAUGCUGGGCCUGCAGGUGGUUCUCGAUGGGGUGGUGGUGGUUCGAGACCUGAUUAUGGGCGUUCUGGUGGUAGAGGAGGUGGUGGUGGUGGUUGGAAUAAUAGAAGUGGUGGGUGGGACCGUGGGAGGGAGCGUGAGGUGAAUCCAUUUGGUGAUGAUGGUGACGUAGAGCCGGCUUUUGUUGAGCAAGAGAAUACAGGGAUUAACUUCGACGCGUAUGAGGAUAUUCCGGUGGAGACGAGUGGGCAAAAUGUGCCACCACCUGUGAACACCUUUGUGGAGAUAGACUUGGGGGAGGCAGUGAAUCAGAAUAUACGGAGGUGUAAGUAUGUGAAGCCGACUCCAGUUCAGCGUAAUGCAAUCCCAAUAUUGCUUGCUGGGAGAGACCUGAUGGCUUGUGCUCAGACGGGGUCAGGGAAGACAGCUGCCUUUUGCUUUCCAAUUAUUGCUGGAAUCAUGCGGGAGCAGGAGCUUUCUUGUCAGAUACAUGAUGAAGCCAAAAAGUUUGCCUAUCAAACUGGUGUCAAGGUGGUGGUAGUUUAUGGAGGCGCUCCAAUCAACCAACAGCUGCGAGAACUUGAGAGAGGGGUUGAUAUUCUUGUGGCAACUCCUGGACGGUUAGUGGAUUUGCUUGAGAGGGCCAGAGUGUCUUUGCACAUGAUCAGAUAUUUGGCACUUGAUGAGGCAGACAGGAUGCUGGAUAUGGGGUUUGAGCCUCAGAUUAGAAAGAUAGUGGAACAGAUGGACAUGCCUCCUUGUGGCAGGAGACAGACAAUGCUGUUCAGUGCAACUUUUCCUAAAGAAAUACAGAGACUUGCAUCUGAUUUUCUUUCAAGUUACAUAUUUUUGGCCGUCGGAAGGGUCGGUUCGAGUACUGAUUUAAUUCUUCAAAGAGUUGAAUAUGUUCCUGAGACUGACAAGAGAAGUCAUCUCAUGGACCUUCUUCACGCUCAGAGAGAAACUGAAGUUAAUGGCAAGCAUUCUCUGACAUUGGUUUUUGUGGAGACAAAGAAGGGAGCUGACUCUUUGGAACAUUGGUUGUAUGUCAAUGGAUUUCCUGCUACAUCAAUUCACGGAGAUAGAUCACAACAGGAAAGAGAAAUGGCACUUAGAUCAUUCAAGAGUGGGAAGACGCCAAUUCUAGUAGCGACAGAUGUGGCAGCAAGGGGUCUUGAUAUACCCCAUGUGGCUCAUGUGGUGAAUUUUGAUCUUCCAAAUGAUAUUGAUGAUUAUGUUCACAGGAUAGGGCGAACAGGACGGGCUGGGAAAACAGGUCUGGCGACUGCUUUCUUUAAUGAGAAUAAUUUGUCAUUAGCAAGACCUCUAGCUGAUCUAAUGCAAGAAGCAAAUCAAGAAGUACCUGCCUGGCUCACUCGUUAUGCUUCACGGGUUUCAUUUAGUGGUGGCAAGAAUCGGCGCACUGGGGGAGCCCGUUUUGGUGGCCGUGAUUUUAGAAGGGAGAGCAAUUUUAACAAGGGUACAGAUUAUUAUGGUGGAGGGAACACUAGUAGCAGUGGAUAUGGGGUUCCUGGUUAUUACAGUGGUGGGUACAAUCCAGCCGUGGCCAGUGCUUGGGAUUAA
Dovyalis caffra is the source of this 1764-nucleotide messenger RNA. NCBI's taxonomy places the organism in Eukaryota, Viridiplantae, Streptophyta, Magnoliopsida, Malpighiales, Salicaceae. The record is from the annotation of a GenBank genome assembly.